This is a messenger RNA of Ruditapes philippinarum (Manila clam), 1093 nucleotides long. Its product is annotated as cysteine-rich and transmembrane domain-containing protein 1-like. Bases 183 to 455 code for a protein of 90 amino acids. The record is from RefSeq and is a predicted model, not a curated record. The transcript is spliced from 3 exons. Lineage: Eukaryota; Metazoa; Mollusca; Bivalvia; Venerida; Veneridae.
CUUUGUUUUAGUCAUGUGACAUUAAGUCAUACUAUAUGUUAAAACGGAUGUAAUGUUGAAAUAAAUUAACUUCUUUGUGUUUAGCUUAUUCGUCCAUUGUAAAACAGUGACUAUUUGGAACAUAUUUCUUAUCACUAUAUACAUGUACACACAUUGAUCGUGAGAGAAUACUUAUAAGAAAGAUGAGUUACACAAAUCCUUCGGCACCAUACCCCCAGCAACCACCGCCAUACGGAGCGACCGGACAGUAUAAUAAUGGACCCUAUCCACCGGCAGGGGCUUAUCAACCAGGAUAUCCUCAACAAGGACCAUAUCAGCAACAACCACAACAAACAACUGUGUAUGUAUAUAACGACGACAGGGCACAACAGCGACGAGAUCAAGAGUUAGCCGAGGAUUGUUGUUUAUUGGCGUGUUGUUGGGCAAUGUUGUGUUGUUGUCUUGCAAACCAAUGAGUCAGACACAUUACCAAAGUCUUGAAGUCUUCCUGUGGUGCAACCAAUGUACUUGUAUGGUUUUCUAGAACCAUCAACAAACAAAUUUUGUUAAAUAGCUUUAUCAUUUGUAACAUUUAUCACCGUUAUUAUUAACAUUCCAAUUGACGAAUAUAUACUGUGCAAAUAUCUGUUAAUUUUCUUUGAAAUAUCGAAAAGUGGACAGCUCUGACUUGAUCAUAUAAAAAUCAUCAAAUCAUGUUUUACGAACAUUCUACAAUAAAAAUGGUGGAUCAACGUUAUCAGUAUAAAGAAAAUUACAAAAAACAACAUUUUUCAUUGACUCGCCUAUAGUGUAACGCUAACAUUCAGUGCUUCUUUACGCUAUGUUUGUAUAACGAAAUGACGUCACGUAAAAAUAUAUGCACGGCCGUGCAAAACAAUUAUUACGGAGUCGAAAGAUCGUCAAGUAUAUGUGAUAAAUCUAUAUCAUGAGUAACAACGGUAUUUAUACAGUUAUAAUAGAAUAGGCGGAUAGUUUAAAAUUAUUAAAUUGUCAAACAGUACGUAGUGCAAUAAAUACAUUCAUGUUUAUAUGUUUAUAGUUUUCACAUAACGUAUUGAUUUUUAUAUGAAAAAUUAAAUCAUUUGUUACUAUA